Molecule: messenger RNA, 7634 nt
Organism: Epinephelus lanceolatus (giant grouper)
Lineage: Eukaryota; Metazoa; Chordata; Actinopteri; Perciformes; Serranidae
Product: ephrin type-A receptor 3
Biological process (GO): ephrin receptor signaling pathway; axon guidance; protein phosphorylation
Cellular component (GO): plasma membrane; dendrite
Molecular function (GO): ATP binding; transmembrane-ephrin receptor activity; protein binding
Source: RefSeq, a predicted model, not a curated record
UCCCUCUCUCCUCAAUCGCAGGGCUGCGCUCACCGACUCGACACCGCCAACAGGGAUGCAGCGAGGGCGCAGCGCAGCCUGAAAAAUGGCACCACCACGCGUCCUGUGGAUCUAUCCAUCCCUUUUCCUCCUGUCCUCCCUGCUUCUGCUUUUUCACGCGUUGUCGCCGUGCCGAGCCUUACGGAAUUACCCGGAGAAUGAAGUUACGUUGCUGGACUCCAUGUCAGCCUUGGCCGACCUGGGCUGGGAAGCUUAUCCUAAUGAGGGGUGGGAGGAGAUCAGUGUGAUGGAUGAGAGGAACACCCCAAUGAGGACCUACCAGGUGUGCAACGUCAUGGAGGCCAACCAGAACAACUGGCUGAGGACGCGUCACAUCAGCCGAGAAGGAGCGCAGCGAGUCCACAUUGAGAUCAAGUUCACCCUGAGGGACUGUAACAGCCUGCCAGGGGUACCUGGCACCUGCAAGGAGACGUUCAACAUGUACUACUAUGAGUCCAACAAUGCCAACUUGUGGUUCAUCAAGGAAAGCCAGUAUGUCAAGAUCGAUACUAUUGCUGCAGAUGAGAGUUUUACACAGGUGGAUGUUGGCGACCGUGUGAUGAAGCUGAACACGGAGGUACGGGACAUCAGCAACCUGAGUAAAAAGGGUUUCUACCUGGCCUUCCAGGACCUGGGCGCCUGUAUCGCUCUGGUCUCUGUCAGGGUCUUCUACAAGAAGUGUCCCCUCACUGUGCUCAACCUGGCCCAGUUCCCUGACACGAUAACGGGCGGAGACACGGCACUGGUGGAGGUCCACGGUGUGUGUGUGAACGCCUCUGAGGAGUUUGAGGCUCCAAAGAUGUACUGCAGUGCAGACGGAGGCUGGCUGGUUCCCAUCGGGAGGUGUGUGUGCAAACCGGGUUUCGAGGAGAACAAGGACGUCUGCCAACCAUGCAGACCAGGCACCUACAAAGCUUCAGCCACAGAUGCCUACUGCACCAAAUGUCCCCCUCACAGCUCGUCCCCGCAGGAACAAGCCGUCGAGUGCGUCUGCGAGAAGGGUUUCUACCGCGCCGAGACCGACCCACGCUCCAUGGCCUGCACACGUCCUCCAUCUGCUCCAGAGAACCCCAUCUCCACUGUGAACGAGACCUGCGUCACCUUGGAGUGGUCACCGCCCAGAGACACAGGAGGCCGGGGAGACAUCACCUACAGCCUCCACUGCAGGAAGUGCUCCGGUGACAGCAGGAAGUGCACACCGUGCGGUAGUAGCGUCCAUUUUGUUCCUAGACAGUUCGGCCUCUCGUCAGCCACCGUGCUGGUCACAGACCUGCAGCCGGACUCCAACUACAGCUUCACUGUUGAGAGCCAGAACGGAGUGUCGGAUCUAAGUCCCACACCCAGGGGAACAGUAGUCAUCAACGUCACUACUUCACAGACAGUGAGCGUCGUGUUGAAGGAGAGGCGGAGCAAGGACAGUGUGACUUUGGCCUGGCAGGGUCCAGAGAGACCAAAUGGAGCGAUAGUGGAGUAUGAGGUCAUCUACUAUGAGAAGAAUCAGCGGGAGCAGAACUACACAGUCUUGAAGACUCGCUCCAACAUGAUGACAGUGGACGGGCUGAAGCCAGGGACCACCUACGUGUUCAGGGUCAGGGCUCGGACUGAUGGGGGCUAUGGGAGCUACGGCGGAGAGAUCGAAUUGGAAACAAGCCACGAAGAUGUCUUUGCCAUCGGGGACCCUAACCAGUCCACCAUUCUGGCUGUGUCCAUCGCCGGGGGAAUCGUUCUGCUCAUCUUCCUGGUGACUUGCUUCGUUGUCAGCGGAAGGCACUGUGGAUAUAUUAAAGCCAAGCAGGACCCUGACGAAGAGAAGAUGCAGUUCCAACAUGGCCGAGUUAAGCUGCCAGGCAGCAGGACCUACAUCCAUCCUCACACCUACGAAGACCCCAACCAGGCUGUCAGAGACUUUGCCAAAGAGAUCGAUGCUUCCAAUAUUCGCAUAGAGAGAGUCAUUGGAGCUGGAGAGUUUGGGGAGGUAUGCAGUGGUCGGCUGCGUGUUCAGGGAAAGAGGGAGAUCUAUGUGGCCAUCAAGAGUCUGAAGGCAGGAUACUCGGACAAACAGAGGAGGGACUUCCUGUCUGAGGCCUCCAUCAUGGGACAGUUUGACCACCCGAACAUCAUCAGGCUGGAGGGAGUCGUCACAAGAUGUAAACCAGUGAUGAUCAUAACGGAGUUCAUGGAAAACGGAUCUCUGGACACUUUCCUCAAGAAACACGACGGCCAGUUCACAGUGAUCCAGCUGGUUGGCAUGCUGCGUGGCAUCGCUUCAGGUAUGAAGUACCUGUCAGACAUGAGCUACGUUCACCGAGACCUGGCAGCUCGAAACAUCCUGGUCAACAGCAACCUGGUGUGUAAAGUGUCUGACUUUGGCCUGAGUCGGGUUCUGGAGGAUGACCCAGAGGCUGCGUACACGACAAGGGGAGGGAAGAUCCCCAUCAGAUGGACAGCUCCAGAGGCCAUAGCCUACAGGAAGUUCACCUCAGCCAGCGAUGUGUGGAGUUACGGUAUCGUCAUGUGGGAGGUGAUUUCAUACGGCGAGAGACCCUACUGGGAGAUGUCCAACCAGGAUGUGAUCAAAGCAAUAGACGAGGGCUACCGUCUUCCUGCCCCUAUGGACUGUCCUGUGGUGUUGCACCAGCUCAUGCUGGACUGCUGGGAGAAGGGACGCAGCGACAGGCCAAAGUUUGGACAGAUUGUCACAAUCCUGGACAAGCUCAUCAGAAACCCAGCCAGCCUCAGAGAGCUGGCCAACAGCUCAGCAUGCAGGGAGGACCUGUCCACCCCAGAGUUCAGUGUGAGCACAGUGGAUGAGUGGUUGGAGGCCAUCAAGAUGGGCCAGUAUAAGGAGAACUUUUCCAGUGCUGGAUAUGUCAGCUUGGACUCAAUCCUCUACAUCAGUGUCAGUGAGUUGGCUAAGAUGGGUGUGAGUCUUGCCGGCCACCAGAAGAAGAUUUUGUCCAGCGUGCAGAGCCUGCAGACCCAGGGGACACACGUCCAAGUAUAACAGUUUCCACAAAAACACACAGUGAGACAGAGCCAAAAUGGAUGCUCCUGUGAAGAGUUUCCCAACUGAAAUGGAGUUGUAAUGGAUACUCUGUGCUCGGGCCUCCAUUGAUUUUGAGACACACUGAGACGGAGACAACAUGGACGCUUGACUCCUUCACCUUCUCGCAGUUUCACCAUUCUUCCCAUCCCUCGAUGGGCACUACCGGCUUUAGCACUCAGCAGCAACACAGCCACCAUUACGGAGCAACAGAGAGACACACGUCCAACAACAAGGCCACAUCUAGAGCAUCCCAGACCAUUUCACAUCAUAUCAGCUCAACAAAAGAAGAAAAAAAAAUAUUCUUAACAAAAGAAAUGACAAAAAAAAAAAAGAAAUUAGAAUAUAAUUAUCAUCACUGUCUGUGAGGUGUACAGUUGUUUUUUACUGUCAUUUUGUUUCUGUUCGGAGUUUUCACCUUGAAGAGUUUAAAAAGGGUCAGAAGAUAUGUAUAUGUGUAGAUAUAUGUUUAUAUGGGCUGUGCGUCCCACAACCGUAGAGAUGGACCUAACGUUUGUAUUGGUGGUGAGGUUUAUAUCGCUCAACCUUAAUGGGAGUUAUUACCUAGUACAUGUAUGGCCCCUUCCAUUGUAUACAGAAAGCCAAUAAGUGAGCCAAGGUACUGAAUGACAUGAAUGUGUGGGGUGAGGGGAGCAGAAAACUGGACCUUUAGAGAUAGAGAGGGAUGUAGAUUUUGCUAGCUCAUGUAGGAUGGAAGUAUGACUCAUUUAAAUAGUGUAUUUGACCAGGGCAAGGGCUUCCCUAGAGACUGCUCUCAGACACACUUCCAUAGCAACUAGACCCAGUGCACCUUUGCCAGUCUGCUUGCACUUGUGAUGUAACUGAGUGCAAAGAAACUGCUUGAGCUGCAGUUGGCACAGAUACAUUUUUACUCUUCCAUAACUGACUGUCUAUUCCAAACAACAUUGUCUAUUCAGCUGUUACAGCACAAUGUUGUUGGGAAUAUUUCAGCCCAAAAGUUUGCCUUCCCAUGUUUCAGGUGUGUUAAGAGAGUAUUGUGUAGAGUGAAGGUGAUGCCAAGGUCAUCAUAGAGUUGACACUGUUAAGAACGUUUACCUUGUUUUUCCAGUGUUGUGCCAUGUACAGUAGUAACCUUGAAAUGUUCAUCUGGGCAAUGUAACACUGUUCCUAUGUUACUGUGUCCUUUCAUCAGCUCCCAUGGCUGGAUGGUAACACAAGGCCAGUCACAGUAAUUACAUUGUUUUGUUCAAACAGUCUGCUUGAUGAAAAGGAGCAUUGGAAUGGAGCCCUUUUUUUCCAGAAAGAUGAAAUAUACGCAGUGUUGAUUUUCAGCUGUGCCACCACGAGAGGGUAAAAAAAAAAAAAAAGAUGAUUUGUGUGUCUUGUACUGUCUCACUUACUUGUUAUCAGUCAUGCCAACCUGUUUCAAGCAUCCCUAGUUUCAAACCAAUACUGAUAAGGUAAAUUUACAAAACAAUGUUUACAGCGAAAAGCAAAUAAAUUGGUUUGUUGGUUUUUCCUUAUCAGAGGAAAACUGCUGCUUAUCACAUUAAAUACAAGCUUAGAUAUGAUGGGACCCUCUUUGUGUGCACUGCAUUAAUGGCACUGAAUUUGUUUUAGUGUAUUCCCAAACCCAGUUUUAAUAUAUGUGGUACUCUAUAGGACCAACAGUGGCAUAAAGUACAGUAUAUAUGAUUGUAUCAUAGUGUAAAAUAUGUACAGUGUUGAUUUCCAAUGUUAGAAUGUUUGUAAUGAUAACGAUGAUGAUGACUAUGAUGUACUUUUAUUGUGAAAAAGAGAUUUCUGAAGUACUCGUUCAGGGGCGGGUCAUACAGAAGAAAGGUGAAGGAAGGUGGUCUGAACAAAGGAAUGUAGCAUGGCGCGAAGCUUCAGCUUUGAUGGACAGGUGACAGUGACUGCAGUUUCUACCAUAGUGUUAGGAUGAGUAGAAUGGACUUUCCUUAUUGAUACACUGGCUUCAUUUGCAUACCUCCCGUAAACAGUAAUUACAUGCACUUUUCAAGCCUGCGUCCACCAACGAAACAACCUGUAAAAAUGCUUGUUUGGGUGAGGUAGAGAUGGAAGGAGGGAGGUCGAGAAAAGAGACGUCCUCAGAUUGAAUUUCUAUCCACUGACAUCACAAACUGAACAGUAGCUAAACCCCUCCCCCAAGCGGAAACUGUCCAGUCAUAGCUUAGUGACUGUAACUAGGAACGGCAGACCUGUCAUGCUCUGCAUUUCUCCGCAUGCUUAAGGGAUCUGCAUGUAAGAAUAUGGAGGGUGGUGACUUUUUUUCAACCUUUCCAAAAUCCAAAAUACAAGAGCACAUGUGUAUGGAAAGGAUUAAACAGUGUGUCUGUCUUCUAAUCUAAACUGCAACCGUUAGCAUGUCAUCCAACUCACUAACUACCUAUAAUAGUAAUAAAGCAAUACUUCCACUGCCAAGGUGCACGUCGCUAAUAAACUAGAUUACAUCUGUUUGAGCCCCAUUCACAACUAGCUCAUCCACUGUGUUGUAAAGCUGGUCUCGGAGCCAUCAGAUUCAAGGACACCGUUAGCUCUGCUACGUUUGGCAAAUACAUCUGUUCGUCCUCAUACUAAAAGCCUUACGUUUAGUGAUGUCAACAGUGAACCAUGUUAUUUGAAAAUCUAAAAACGGACGGCCUCUUUUAAACCUCUUUUUCAAGUUUUUUUUAAAUUUUAAAACAUUAAAGAAGACAGCCGGAGACUGUUUUCAGCCAACUCAUGGAGCCAACGUUAGUUUAACUAGCUUAGCCAGCUAGCUUUAGCUAUUACAAUAUGCCAGUUACUAAUGUCCUUUUAGCCAGAAAAAAAUGUUCGGUGGCUAGAAAUGAGAAGUCUGUUUUUGUCUACCUCUGUCUGAAAUCAAGGACCCAGUGCUUUAAAAAUGACCAAGCGCUGCUCGAGUCGCGCUGCUUUCGCGAGCAAGCUCAAAAAUAGAAAGGGCGCCGAUUUAGUCGCGGUAUUCAACAAAGAACACGAGUUUGCGUGUGUUAUGACCUCUCUCGGCCACCACAGACAUCUCCCCCUUGACCAAGUGAGACCUGACAGGCAGAUGUUUCAUGUAAUUACCCAUUUGUAGUGCUAAAUAUUAAUUCUCAAAGCUUAGGAAUAAUCAAUGGCGUGUGAACCUGUCCAUCUUGGGCUUUGGGUCCAAACUCACUUCUUCUUCUUUGGGGUUUAUUGGAGAUUUGCAAACAUGGUGCACUACCACCACCAACUGUUGGGGCUUGGUUUGUAUUUUGACAGGACAGCAGUGGUAGCUGCGCUAUGCGUCUGUUCGGUUUUGGUGCGAAUACACGUGUGCUGCCGCAACACUUGUGGAUCGCUUGCGGUGUAAAUGAGGCCUUAGAGUUAAAGGUUAAAGUUUGAAACAGAUUUAAUAAAGUAGUGAAUUUAGAAAUACACAAGUUCUGUUUUUUGAUUUUUAUCGUGGUAUCAAAUGAGUAUAGAGAAUCGUGGAAAUUCACUGGUAUUGGUAUCGACUACUGAAAUUCUGGUAUCGUGACAAGCCUAGCAGUAGCUAAGCGGGCAGGGCUUAGUGAAAUGUCAGCUGGGCAGCAGUUUGAAAAACCACUAUCAGGCCCUUUAGUUGUGCUUUUUCUGCCCUGCUGUUUCAGAAUACAAAACAAAGUACAGUACAAUUGGGAGAGUCUGAAACUGUUAGUACAUUCUACUCUUGCUAACUCUAUGAUUUCACUCUAGCGGACUACCCUUGACCGCUGGCCUUUUAGAUGCCUUAUUUACUGAGCUAUUGUUCUUUUCUGUUGCCCUAUAGAGGCGAUAUUAAGAGUAAAGUGUAUGUACAGGUAGUAUUUAUCUGUGUUCUUAAGAUGACCUCACAUCAACACCCUGGUUUUGUAACAUCCCAGAGACCCCCACCCCCACCCCCCCCCAGCAGCACCUUCACUUUGACUCCUCAGAGCAGAACAAAGCUGUUUUGUUCUUAAAAUAUUACGAGGAAUCUUGAAGCUGAUGACCUGUAAAAGCUGUUGUUAUUUAUUUGAGUCAUAAGAUAUUCAAUUAGAUUAUGGAUGUUGUUAGCUUAGAAUUUGAUAUAGGCUAUAUUUGGUUGCAAAAUUAUUUCCACUUGCUAAAUUUCCUCAUGCAGUGUCAGGACUAGAAAAAGAGUUUCACUCAAAAAAUAUGGGUGCAUUGCGACAAUGUCCUCCCUUUUUACAAGUUUGUUCAACACCACCACUUUCUAAAUUUUAAGAAAACAGGGGUCAUACCCACACUUUGGUUCCAACUCUCAAAACCCCAGGUUUGUGUCACUAUUCACCCUAUCCAGGUUAGCUAUGUGGGAUGGUUUGCUUGAUCUCAAAUACAGUGUUUGUCCUUCAUUCCCCACCAGGUCUGUAUUGUAAGUGUUCAUGAGUGACUCUCAUUCAAGACUUUCAGCUCUCUCCUCUCUCUCUUUCUUUGGCCACCAUACAAUGCUUAUUUGUCCCCAUGCCAGUUUCCUCUGCGUUGCUUGUUGUAAAGGGUGUAGGCAUUCUAAUGUCUUUCAUGUUGCUGUAAUAAAUAUGCUAAUAUUUCUAAUUUCUCA